AUGCGCUCCCCUCCCCAACAUGCCGCGAUCGAGCUCGAAGACUUGGCAACGUCCCCAUCGGAAAGGCUUUUGCGUUGGGGGGCCGCCGAACCGCUCCUAUCCCCAUCGGACAGCCGUGUUGGGUCUCCGCCUGAGACUACGACUGCGCCCGGAUUCGUCAAAUCCAGGGCUGCUCGCCUGCUCUCCAAGCUGCGGACGGAAUCAGAGCCCGGCCUCACAAACGCUCAAUUGAUGCUCACCAAUCAUGACCUGAGACCAGUUGAAGCACAGCGACGCCAGUGGACAGCUUGGAGUUUUGUCGCCUUCUGGAUCGCUGAUGCGUUCAACAUCAACACCUGGAUGAUUGCUUCAACCAUGCUGACCUCCGGCCUUGCGUGGUGGCACGCAUUAAUAUGUAUUCUGAUUGGGUACUCCAUUUCUGCCAUGCUGGUCUGUUUGACCGGGCGAAUAGGAGCCACCUACCACAUCUCCUUUCCUGUCGUUUCUCGUGCAUCCUUUGGCAUCUGGGGAUCGCUGUGGCCGGUCUUCAAUCGAGCCGCGAUGGCCUGUGUCUGGUACGGCGUGCAAGCUUGGAUUGGUGGUCAGUGCAUCACUUUGAUGAUCCGAUCCAUCUGGCCCUCCUUCUACACGCUGCAUAAUAGCAUCCCCCAUUCGGGAACCAACACGAGGGACUUUGUGGGUUUCUUCAUUUUCUGGGUUGCAUCUCUUCCGGCCAUCUGGCUCCCCGUGCACAAGAUUCGCUAUCUCUUCGUGGUCAAAUCUUACUUUGUACCGGUAGCGGGACUUUCUCUCUUUGCUUGGGCGGUCGGCCGGGCACAUGGCAUGGGCCCGAUCGUGACAAAACCGGCGACGGCCUCGGGUUCUACGCUUGCGAGGGAGUGGUUAGUUGGCAUCAUGAGCGCGAUUGCCAACUUCGCGACGGUGAUCGUCAAUAAUCCCGAUUUCUCUCGUUUCGCCAGAACGCCGCGAGACGCCUUCUGGACGCAGUUUUUCACCAUCCCCAUAGGGUUUGUUGUGACGUCUUUCGUGGGUAUUGUUGUGUCCUCCUCGUCAAAGGUCAUUUACGGUACAGCCAUUUGGAACCCCCUGGAUCUCCUCUCUCAAUUUCUCCUCGACGACGCUACAUCAGCUGAGAGAUUCGGCGUCUUCAUUAUUGCGCUGGCGUUUGCCCUCGCCCAACUUGGAACGAAUAUUGCGGCGAACAGUGUUUCCGCAGGAACAGAUAUGGCAGCCUUGCUACCCAAAUACCUCAAUAUCCGCCGGGGAGGCUACAUCUGUGCAAUCGUCGGUCUCUGCAUGUGCCCGUGGAACUUAUUGAAGAGCUCGAACCAUUUCACGACAUAUCUGUCGGCGUACAGCGUCUUCCUGUCUUCCAUUGCGGGCGUCAUCAUCUGCGACUACUAUCUCGUGCGCAAGGGAUAUUACUCGCUGAGAAAUCUGUACUCGGCUCGGGCAGGAUCUCCGUAUUACUACCAUCUCGGCAUAUCAUGGCGGGCAUAUACUUCGUACAUAUGCGGCGUUCUCAUCAAUAUUGUUGGAUUUGCCGGCGCGAUUGGAGCUAAAGUGCCUAUUGGGGCGAACUAUAUCUAUAGAGUAGACUUCUUCGCGGGAUUCCUGGUCUCCUCAAUCGUGUACUACCUCUUGUGUUGGCUCAAACCCGUCCCCGCAACAAGCUCGGUGUGGUGCGAGAAGGGCGAUGAAGCCGAUAACCGGUUCAGCGUCAUCAAUCCACUGCUCGGUGAGGGACUUGACGAAGAGAUGUCCACCGAAAUAACACGUACAGAUGGCCGUGCAGGUAGCGAGAAGGUCAUGGAGGACGAGGACAAGUAG
Fonsecaea erecta is the source of this 1830-nucleotide messenger RNA. RefSeq lists its product as hypothetical. Gene Ontology annotation, molecular function: nucleobase transmembrane transporter activity. Gene Ontology annotation, cellular component: plasma membrane. Bases 1 to 1830 code for a protein of 609 amino acids. Gene Ontology annotation, biological process: nucleobase transport; transmembrane transport. The transcript is spliced from 4 exons. Lineage: Eukaryota; Fungi; Ascomycota; Eurotiomycetes; Chaetothyriales; Herpotrichiellaceae. The record is from RefSeq and is a predicted model, not a curated record.